This is a messenger RNA of Labeo rohita (rohu), 1910 nucleotides long. RefSeq lists its product as uncharacterized. The transcript has 7 exons. Bases 168 to 1037 code for a protein of 289 amino acids. NCBI's taxonomy places the organism in Eukaryota, Metazoa, Chordata, Actinopteri, Cypriniformes, Cyprinidae. The record is from RefSeq and is a predicted model, not a curated record.
CUAAAAGCCGCUCUUAUCAGAUGACAACAGGGGUUUAAAAUGUGGAGUAUUUAAACACCCUAAAAGUACACUGUACAUUGAAGGAAAAAAGCGUACAGUGCUGAUGUGAUUACAGGUCAUGGGUUCGUAUAUAAGAACGACCAGCGAACCUCUGAGAAAUCUCCAGCAUGCAAGCAUCCUUUCAACAGAACCUCUGCGUUCUCUCAGUGAAGAUGUUGCUGGCGUUGGCUCUGGUUUUGUUGGUGUUGAAUGCGACAGAGGGACGAAUACUGAGUAAAUGUGAACUGAAGGAGCAACUGGAGGCGGCUCAGAUUCAGGUGAUUAGAGCCACAGGAGACAAAACGACCGUGGAUAAACUCAUCGCUAGACUCGUUUGUAAUGUGAAAAACACUUCAGGCUUCAACACCAGCCUCGUCACCAGCUUCCAAAUCAACCAAGAUGACGUUAGACCUCCGUUACAAAUUCCUCCCAAACCAGAGGAGGAAAACCCACAAGCUAAGGAAGAAGAUGAUGAGAAACUGGAAGAUGAACACAUAAUUCCUGUCAAACCGCCAAGUCCUCCCAAGGGAAGGCGUGCAAGAUCUGUCCCUGAGGGCAAGACUGUUGAGAUACAAGGAGCCAAGCAACUUCUCUGGACGUGGCACCACGGUCUGUUUCCGGAAAAAAACCCCAUGGACUCGUACGGAAGCGGUUCGAAGGCAAUAUCCGAGAAAGAAAGCUCUGGAGACAGCUCGGAGGAAGAGGAGCGUGAUGACAUCUUCACCUGGAAGCUGUUGGGAAUCUUCCAGCUGAGCGACGGCGUGGCUUGCGAUCCCGGAUCGAGCGGAUCGCUCAAUCUUUGUGAUCUGAAGUGCAGUGCUCUCAUUGAUGAUGACAUCACUGAUGACAUCGCUUGCUUUAAGAUUUUGGCGGGAAACAGCAAUAAGUUCAGUGGCUUUGGUCCCAAGAAGAGGUUCCUCGCUAAGAUGUUGGGAAUGCUGCCAGUGAAGGAGUGUCGCUCUGUCCUACCUUCUAAGUACUUCGCUGAGUGUUCCUAGAACAUCCAGGCAGAUGAAACUUCUCCAUCUGAAGGCGGAAGCAUCUUCACCACUUGACAGUGGAGCCGUUUUUCAAUCACAAGCUGGAGACUCAAAUUGGACCUUUUCUUAAUAUAUGUCAGCUUUGACAUCAUAUAUAUGCUAAUGUACUCCAAAACACUGACAAAAUGAACAUUUAUGCAUUUGAAAUCUUCAUGAAGUAAAUAUGAAGUCCUGAAGCCAUGAAGUUUUGUCCAAUAAAAUGCUAUAAAAAUAUACCUCCUAAAAUAUACAUAAAAGGAAUGCUUAUGACAAGAAAUAGCUUUUAGCAAAACAUGAUUCAUGACUGUAACAUAAACUCAAAACUAUUUGCAAAGAAACAAGCCAGUAAUUUGGGUCUUUUAAGUUUUUAUCUUCUCAAGGUUAGAUGAGUUCACUUUGAGUGGUUAAAAUAUUUUUCUUAAGGCACGAUUGCAUUCUUGAUGCAGUCCUGGCAUUAUAAGAUUUAAUCUAGGUACUUUUUAAAACAAAAUCAUAUCUAGCUUUAUGAUCUAAAUCAAAUCUGUUUUUGUUCACGUUGCAGAUCUCUCCUUGUUCCCAACUUACUAAAAGUUUUGUAAAAUGUUGUGGCCUUUUUUAAUACUUUUAUUAAGCAAGACGCAUUAAAUUAAUCAAAAGUGACAGUGAAGACAUUUAUAAUUUCACAAAAAUGCUAUUUCAAAUAAAUGCUGUUCCUUUGAACUUUAUAUGUUUAUUCAAGAAUUCUGGAAAAAAAAAAAGCUUUCAUGGUUUCCACAAAGAAUAUGAAGCAGCACAAGUUUUCAACAUUGAUAUUAAUAAUUAAAGUUGUCUUGAGCAGCAAAUCAUCAUAUUAGAAUUAUUUCUGAAGGAUCA